Caenorhabditis auriculariae is the source of this 2844-nucleotide messenger RNA. The record is from the annotation of a GenBank genome assembly. Lineage: Eukaryota; Metazoa; Nematoda; Chromadorea; Rhabditida; Rhabditidae.
AUGGCAACCAAAGUUUCUGAUGUCAAAAAGAAGAAGUCGUGAGUUCGAAUGGGAAAAAGAUGCAGAGUUCGGGAUAUUUUUGAGGCUGCCGAACGACAGAAGUCUGAAAAAAAAUUCCCAGAAAAAGCAUCGCAGAAAAUACGGGGCUAAUCAAAAUCACUCAAAAGAAGGUACAGAAGAGGUUGGUUUCUGGAAAACUCUUGAAAAAAAUGAACGUUUUGUCGUCAGAACCAAGGAGAUGUCGGUAUUAAGGGAAGCAAGGUACGGCUGGAAGGGAAUGAUUCGAAAAGUCACUGGAAGAAAUUUAGGAAACAUUUUCGCUGAAGACUGUGAUGGAUUUGAAAAGAGAGACGGAUUCAGUUGCAGAAAAAGCCUAUUCAUUUAUCAACUGGGCCUAUAAUACAAGUGAGGACAAGGAAGGGUCAUCUUACCCUGAAAGUUGGUCAGAAUACUCCUCGAUGUACCAGAUGUAGACCUGCACAAAUUUAUAGUUCUUGAGAAAGGACACCUCAAAGUCGAAAAAACCUCAAAAAGUUGAAACAGGCUAUUUUGGAACCUUGAGCCCAUUUCUCGAAAACUAGGAAGUUUUGCAGAUUGAAAUUUUCAGAAUUUUCUUCUGACACAUCAAGGAGUGUUCUAACGAGAUUUCAGGAAAUUCCCAAACGCAAAGUAAAAUAAUCUUCCUUGUGAGAGACAUCCGGAGAAACCACAAAAAGGAUGAAAAAUUUUCCUAUUAUUCAGACGCCGGCAGCGGUGGUCUGACCAAGUUCCACGGCAAUAACAUAGCGACUUAUACACCUCCGGCGGAUCAGAAGACUGAAGCUUUCAAUUCGGAAGUCAAUAAAUACAAGAACCGAAGCCCUGUAGAUUAUGUUAUUUGUUCGAUCACAGUAUCAAUAUUCCCAGGAAAUUGUGUGCCUCGACCAAAGCCGCGUCCUGUUACCUGUUGAUGAUAAAAAUUCUUCGGACUAUAUCCACGCUAAUCAUAUUACUUUUGAAAACUUUGACCGUCCUUAUAUCGCCACUCAAGUCUGUGUUGGCUACUCUUUGAACGGAAUCCUCAUUUUGAACUCAGCUCCCUCUUGAAGAAACUCGCGUUGACUUUUGGCGGAUGGUGGUCUCCCAAGAAGUCGACACUAUCAUCGCUCUUUUCGAUCCUUCGGCAGUUUGUGAAUCGAAACUCUUUUUUUCUUCAUGACGCUCUGUUGAGGAUACAAAAUCGAAACCAAUAACGCCAGCCACGGCAACAACGCCCCCAACGCCGAACACGCCGACGAGUUUCUCGACGACGCCGCCGAAGAAAACGUCGAAUAGGCGCACUUUUCUGAGGAUUUUCCGUCGGAAGAAACAGAAAGAGCAGAAGGAAAAAGACAAGGAUGGAUCGCCAGAUGAGUCCGUGAUGAGCAGGUUGUCAUUCGAUUCGGUGGGUCGAUCUCGUCUUUUUGGAUGUUUCCGUUCAGGCGGAAGCCACUUCCUACUGGCCUCUGAGCGUCAACCGUUAUCUGACCUGCGGACCAUACUUCAUCAACACUAGGAAAGUGGAGUUGCCUGGCAAGAAAUUCUGGGCGCCUACGAUAUAUUCUAUAGAAGUGAGUUUUAUCCGAGAUAAACAUAAUAUUUUAAAAAAACAAUGUCCUUUUUUUACACAAUAAGAUCAGUCUGCUUCUCAUGACACAUUAAAAGUUCUACUUUUUUCGGAAUAACUAUCAAACUUAAAAAAAUUCAGGGUUAUUUUUUUAUUUAAAAAUUUUUUUAUUUAUUUCUUUCACCUUGUGGUAGUUAUAUUUUUUUAUUCUCGGACCUCGGUAACGAAGAUCGGACGUUUCUGAGCAAUUGUAGGGGUUGCUUAAGAGUGCUGACGCUACUAAAGUGGUCACUAAAAAUGUUCCGGCGCAUACGGUCCGCGAAAACAAACUCCGAGAUCAAACUAAAAGCGCCCUUGUCGGGCUUCAAAUUAUCCAUGGAGCAAUUAAUGUUGUAUUUAUGUUUGGCUAUUUCUUCUGAACCGAUUUUUCAGAUUGUGGAGGAGAACUGUGCAAACGCGACGUUCGUAAAAAUAUUGAAUUAUGCAAACUGGACGUCGCAAAAGAAGCCGUGCUCCCCGCGAAUCGUCAUCAGCCUCAUCCAGCACAUCCGCAUGGUUGCUCUACCGAUCCUUGCGUGAAACUCAGAUUUUCAGAUAGAUCCGCUGCAAAAGGGAAAAGUCGUCGUCCAUUGCGACAACGGCGUCAACCGCACAUCGGCCCUCAUUUUCUGUGACGUCAUUCUCCAGCGAAUUUACAACGACUUGGAUUUCGAUGUACACAGAGAAAUGGCCGAAUUGCGAACAAAGUUUUCUGGAUACAGGUCGUCGAAUUGUGCCGAGAACUGCGGAAUCAGAGGGCGUCCAGUUUUCAAGAUCCUUUUUAUUUCGUUUAUUCGAUCUAUGCCGUCGCUACUUAUAUUAUGGUGAGGUCGGAUUGAGCCGGCUUAAAACAUGUGGACGAUAUCAUACCAGUUAGUAACAUCCGGAAACUUUGAUUAGUUUUGGCGGGAGAUAGGAGUUCAAAAAGAGACAAACGAUUUUUGAAAUUUUUCUUCUCGAAAACCUUCUUCAUGCGGCCACUAAGUUUCAAACCGUUCCAAAAAGUUUCUCUCACAAAAAAUUUCAAAACGGCCGAUUUUUCCAGAAACGAGGUGGAACAAGAGCGAAUCCCAAGUUUGACACAAUCUACACACAAUUUUCCCUACUUCGAGAACAAAUUAGAAGAGUUGGUUCAAGGAACGGAAGAAACCUCCGAAUAAGAUGAAUUCCAGGAAUUCGGAAUCGAGCAAAAAGAUAGCAGAGAAAGAACGUCUGGAUGA